AUGCAAAUGAAAGGAGAAAAAGAUGAAAAUGAUCGUCUCUUGAAAAUCACGAAUCAUUUACCAUAUGAGUAUUAUUGUUGCUCCCCAUCACCAGAACAUAUUAAUUAUAUUGUUAUUGGUGAAUUUGAAAGAGCUUGUCGCACUUAUGCCAUGCUUUCAGAUGCUGAAUAUGAAGCUCCAACCAUUCAUACUCUAUUGUUUAAUUUGAAUAUACCUGGUAUUGAGGUUUUCCUUACAAAAGAAUUCAAAUUGAAACAAUAUUCGAAUAAUAACAUUGUGGAAUUCGAUAAAUUGGAGCAGCAAUGGAACAGAACACAUCAAUCACACAACAUGCUGCAAAAUUUCAAAAACAAUCCAACGCACAUAUCACCGUUGGUGGAGGAAUUACCUAUCACAAACAACAAUUGA
Naegleria lovaniensis is the source of this 408-nucleotide messenger RNA. RefSeq lists its product as uncharacterized. Bases 1 to 408 code for a protein of 135 amino acids. Lineage: Eukaryota; Heterolobosea; Eutetramitea; Acrasida; Naegleriidae. The record is from RefSeq and is a predicted model, not a curated record. The transcript has a single exon.